Fonsecaea multimorphosa CBS 102226 is the source of this 1488-nucleotide messenger RNA. RefSeq lists its product as uncharacterized. The record is from RefSeq and is a predicted model, not a curated record. NCBI's taxonomy places the organism in Eukaryota, Fungi, Ascomycota, Eurotiomycetes, Chaetothyriales, Herpotrichiellaceae. The transcript has a single exon. Bases 1 to 1488 code for a protein of 495 amino acids.
AUGCACGAUCCCACCACGGCAAGCGGAAAGGAGAACUUUGUCGACGUCCUUAUCAUCGGCGCCGGGAUAUCUGGUAUAAAUGCAGCGUAUCGGCUCCAGACGCAGCUGCCAGAUCACAACUAUGUCAUCCUCGAAGGUCGGGGCGAAAUGGGGGGCACAUGGGACCUGUUCCGCUACCCAGGCAUCCGGUCUGACUCGGACCUGUUCACGUUUGGCUUCUCGUGGCACCCGUGGAACCAGCCCAACCCCAUCGCCGAGGCGUCGGCCAUCAGGAGCUACAUGAACGACUCGGCGCGUCUGUACGGCAUCGAUCGACACAUUCUGUAUCACCACAAGGUGCGCUCCGCCUCGUACUCAUCCGCGGACAAGCUGUGGACUCUGGCCGUGGAAUACAAGGGCGCGGUGACGGCGUUUGUGACGCGGUUCCUGAUCUUCGGCACGGGAUACUACGACUACGACACGCCGCUGCAGACAGAAAUCCCGGGCAUCGACCGGUUCCAGGGCCCCGUGGUGCACCCGCAAUUCUGGCCCCAGGAGCUCGACUACUCGGACAAGAAAGUCGUGAUCAUCGGGAGUGGCGCGACGGCCAUCACGCUGCUGCCGUCGAUGGCCCGGACCGCGGCAAAAGUGACAAUGCUGCAACGCAGCCCCUCGUACAUCGUCUCGAUGCCCAACCGCUCCAAGACCAAGUCGGGUUUAUUGGCCGCGAUUCUUCCCGCAAGGAUCGUGUCGCUGCUCACGCGGUUCCAGCUGAUCGUCAAAACGCGGCUCUUCUACCUGUUCUGCCGCAACUUCCCCAACUUCACGCGGCGGCGGCUCCUGCACGGCGUGCAACAACAGAUCCCGGACACCGUGAAGGUGGACCCGCACUUCUCGCCGCGAUACAAUCCCUGGGACCAACGCCUGUGUCUGUGUCCGGACGGGGACUUCUUCAAAGCGCUGCGCAGCGGCAAGGCCGAGGUGAAAACAGACCUGAUCGACACCGUGCAAGCCGACGGCAUCCAUCUCCAAUCAGGCGAGACACUCCCCGCCGACAUCAUCGUCACGGCCACGGGCCUCAAGCUACGCCUGGGCGGCGGCAUCCGCGUCACCGUCGACGGCACCCCCUUCGACCUGGCGGGCAAGCUCAUGUGGCACAUGGUGCUGAUGCAAGACCUCCCCAACGCCGCUUUUCUCCUGGGCUACACCAACGCCUCCUGGACACUCGGCGCCGACGCCUCGUCUUUGUUCCUCACGCGCCUCCUGCGCAUGAUGCGCCGCAAGACCAUCGACGCAGUCAUCCCGCGCAAGCAGCCCGACACCACCAUUCAGCCUCGGAAGUUCCUCGACCUCAACUCCACGUACCUCAACAGGGCAGAAAAAGACCUCCCCAAGACGGGCGACCGCGGGCCAUGGAAGGCCCGCACGUACUACCUCGCCGAUCUCAUCUUCUCCAAAUACGGCCGCAUAGGGGAGUCGUUGGAGAUGGUCAAGGCUGUUUCCGGAUGA